Priceomyces carsonii is the source of this 585-nucleotide messenger RNA. It is a transcript of the gene PRE1, whose product is annotated as proteasome core particle subunit beta 4. Gene Ontology annotation, cellular component: cytosol; proteasome core complex; proteasome core complex, beta-subunit complex. NCBI's taxonomy places the organism in Eukaryota, Fungi, Ascomycota, Pichiomycetes, Serinales, Debaryomycetaceae. The transcript has a single exon. The record is from RefSeq and is a predicted model, not a curated record. The coding region runs from base 1 to 585 and encodes 194 amino acids. Gene Ontology annotation, biological process: proteasomal protein catabolic process.
AUGGAUAUAGUGUUAGGUAUUAGACUUAAAGAUUGCACCAUCAUAUCAGCAUCAAAAGCUGCUACAAGGGGAAUUUCAAUUAUAAAAGACUCAGAUGACAAAACCAGACUUUUAAACAAGCAUAACUUAAUUGCCUUCGUAGGUGAAAGUGGCGACACGGUUCAAUUCGCUGAGUAUAUUCAAGCAAAUGUGCAAUUAUAUUCAAUGAGAGAAAACGACGUUGAGUUAUCCCCGAAAGCAACUGCAUCUUUCGUUCGAAACCAAUUGGCUACCUCCAUUAGAUCUCGUAAGCCCUACCAAGUGAACGUAUUACUUGGAGGAUAUGAUGUGAAGACUGAUAAACCCACAUUAAGUUGGAUAGAUUAUUUGGGUACCCAUGUUGAGCUACCUUAUGCUGCUCACGGAUAUUCAGCAUUUUACUGUACAUCAUUGUUAGAUAAGCAUUAUAGAACUGAUUUGACUUUGGAAGAAGGAUUGGAAGUAUUAAAAUUAUGUUACGAAGAAUUGGAAAGAAGAAUGCCAAUCAAUUUCAAGGGAGUAUUUGUGAAGGUAGUUGAUAAGGAAGGGGUAAGGCCUGUAGAGUGA